AUGUGGGGGUCCAUACUUUCAGCAUUCACAUCAGACAUACCAAGGGAUUUUCCAUACAACGUUGAUAGGACAGGACUCAUAAAGGAUGAAUUAACCAUACUUCAAAGAACCAUCGCGACGCACAAAUCCGACGAUCACUACAUAGUUACACCACCCCAACGUGCCCUGAUUGAAGUGAAUGGUAGAACACAGGCGAAUGCAUAUGUUUAUGACAAGAAGACAGGUAGCCCAGAGGAGAUGGAGUUGGUGCAAAGGAUCGUUAAGAACGCCAAGACGGUAAGGCAUCCGUUUAUCGUAAGUGUGUUAGAAGUAUUGGAGACUACGGCGGCUUUUUACGUAAUAACCGAAAAGGUGACGAAACUAAGCGAAUGUCUUAUUGAUCCGGACGCUACAUCACUUGCGGGCGAGACGAUGCCCUGGAACCUGAAAUGCGUCUCUGAAGCGAUACAAUUCUUGCAUGAGACUGCUAACCUGACUCACGGCUCACUAUCCAUUGAGAGUAUUUGCUGUUGCGUUGACGGCCAAUGGAAAAUUUGUCUAAUGGAAACAGCUGUAGAGGCUAGAAGUGUUGACGACGCUUUGGUUUCAUCACCAAGAUCGGAUAAUUUUGAAUGGAGUAGACACAUUUCCUCAUGCUCAUACUUUACUACCCCUAUUGUCGGUGUAAUGGGCUUCUUUAAGGAUUUUGCUUUGAAGGGCAACUGGGAUAAGGAGCGGUUCCUAGAUAGUACCUUAAAUGACGCGAUUUCUCAGCAGCCGGUGAUUGUACAAACACGUGUGCUAUUGCCGCGCGUUGCGCGCUUAUUUCGAGAGGAGUCGUUGUUGCCGACUACCCUUCGUCCGGCGGCUCUUCGAUGCUUUGCCAGAUUAUUGGGCAAUGCAGGAUCUUAUUCUGAGGCUGAGUUCAAUUCAUUAGCGUGGCCCAGUGUUUUGGAACUGUUCAAAGACCCGCAAAGGAGUACCCGUUACAUCAUGCUCCAGACGUUGGGUCGCUAUGAGAAUCUGCUAAGUCAGAGUCAAGACGAGGCGUUGUUGCAGCUUAUAUUACCGGGACUGUUGGAUACUUCGAUGGAGUUACGAGACGUAACCUUGCGAUCGGUUGCCUCAAUAAUUCCUCGACUUCCAGUAAAGAGCACGAUCGUGAACAAUGCUCUCAAGACAAUUAUGGGAUUAAUACAACAGGAUGCUUCGGAACAGAUACGGACAAACGGGGUGAUCUGCUUAAGUCGACUCGCCACUUUUUUCCCCGCCGACAAGAUAGCGCCAGGAGUCAUAGUUGGCGUUAACGACUCUUUUCCGCCCUGCCGCCUGGCUGCAAUUCAGUGCAUCCAGAACAUCGCAGGCUCCCUCUCGCCCAAGGAAACAGCCAACUCGUACAUACCGACCGUGUCCCGACACCUACUGGACAGUGAUCCCGAAUGUUCCCGAGCAGCGUAUCAUGCCCUGCGGGAACUCAUCGAAAAAUGGUCUCCCGAUCAUGUCGCCAAGGUGCCCGAGUCAAGAGGCACUUUCUUCAAAAUCUCCAACGACCGGAUCUAUUCCACCCUUUGGGGUCGCAAGAACACUUCCACACCACCGACCAAGGACACCGAUGUGAGGAAACAGUCGGAUGAAGACGGCGCCGUCUUCGAGGACGCAAUUUCACCCGACGUUAACAGCGGCAUCACCAGCCACAAACCAGGGGUGGACGUUGACCUCGGAAUGAUCGCCAACUCCGGACCGUACCAGGACGCGUCCGGUGGUAUCCGACUAGUUCCUGCUCCGCCAGUUCCUCAGGCUCCGCCGUCUGCUCAGCCAGAUUCGCUGGAGCAUAACCAGACACGACGGCAACCUGAUGCAACCGAAGCGCCGGUGGGCCGACGUAAUUCCCGAGUGUAUUCGGCCUCAGUCGGUCUUCCAGACAAGGGUCAGCCACAAGACAAGGGUACUCGACCGGAAUUAAGAAGUGGCGACCUGGCACCACCCAAUAAGGACGCACUAAACAAGGACGCACUGAACAAAGACCCCACCUGGGGACCCGCGGGACUGAACAAGACAGCCAGCGUGGGGUGGCUGGCGCCAGAUCUUACAGGGCCCAGCCCCGGCUCGGACAAAACGGAAACUGACUUUUGGAACGGGAUGGAUGGCGACGGACUGGACCGAAAUCGCGUUAUGAAACGAAGCUUGAAGACUAAGCGAAGACCUGCCGCCGUGGAAUAA
This is a messenger RNA of Gregarina niphandrodes, 2199 nucleotides long. RefSeq names its product putative kinase. The transcript is spliced from 3 exons. The record is from RefSeq and is a predicted model, not a curated record. The coding region runs from base 1 to 2199 and encodes 732 amino acids. Lineage: Eukaryota; Apicomplexa; Conoidasida; Eugregarinorida; Gregarinidae.